Molecule: messenger RNA, 294 nt
Organism: Adineta ricciae
Lineage: Eukaryota; Metazoa; Rotifera; Eurotatoria; Adinetida; Adinetidae
Source: the annotation of a GenBank genome assembly
AUGUCUCGAACCCCUGCCAAUCGAUUAGGCAAAGACAACAGAGUUCGAGCCGAAGCUCGUGAAAUAGCUAGCGAACUUGGAUAUGGAAGUGGUGGUGUAGGACUUGGCUAUGGGGGUCCACGUGUGAGAGCUAUUUUUAUUCCAUGUCCACCGCAAUAUGGUAUGGGUGGUCAACAAUAUCUUCCUGGUGGCAUGGGUGGUAUGGGUAAUUUUGGCGGCUACGGAGGAGGAAUACCGGCAGCCCGAAAUAGGCCUUUUGUGACAGCUAAUGAAGUAGUUUACAAUCAGUUUUAA